UCGCCUCGACGGGUGCAUCUCGACGCGGCAGUCCGCGGUCGUCUCCUAAGGCGGGCUCAUUUAGAGUCGCUCCAGCAUCCGGCGUCCACGUCGCGCGGCAAAUACACAUUUCGAGUACACGUUCCUCUUCGAUCAUCAAUCCCUUUUUGCCGACCCUUGGUCCCUCUGCGUCCCAUCCUUCUUUCCGCGACAUAUUUAUCGGUUCACACUAUUUUUUCCUCGAUUUCUACUCCCCCUCGAUCGUACUAUCCCAUCUCUUCGAACGGAAGGGUAGCCUGUGUGGUGGAGUCGGAUGGACUCUGGCGCACGUGCGGAUGCGUGUUCUCCAACUUGCGGGUAAAUCAAGAUCGCGUUUCUUAAAGUCGAUGCUCUCCGCUACUCCUCAUUUUAUCGAUAACCCAGCCGUACCGGAAGUAGAGCGAUAGUUUCCGAGAUCGAGCCUUUCGCGUUUGCAGAUCAGAUUGGCAGCCCUCGUUGGCGGGGUUUCCGAGUGCCUAGGGAAACCUAGAGAAGCUAGUCGAGUGAAACGAGGCGACGUUCGCCGCCUCGCGACCCGGGAAGGUCGCGUAGGCGUCGUGGUUGGGCGUUGGGGUCGUCGACACGACGGCGAGCGCGUCAAGGAGGAGGAGGAGAACGUGGGGGAGGAAGAGGAGAAGGAGGUGGACGACGACGACGGAGGAGGCUACGAUACGAGAUCGCGUUUAGCGUUUCGGCUAAUGGUCGAGGCGCCGAUCCGUCACAUCACACUCAAGUUCCCGAUGCUGCAGCCACCGUCUCCCCUCCUGGAGAUUGCGUCCCUGCGUUUACCGGACUCGGACGAGUUCGACGUUGACACGCGACGCAGGAGCAACAACGUGCCGGUCACGACGGCGCUCGCGCCACCGGCCACCGGCACCCUUCACAUGCAGAACGAUCUCGGCGAUUACCUCAACAAUCUGAUCACGGAGGCGAUCGCGACGACGAGUCCACGCGCCACCAUGGACGAUCAUCAUCACCAGGUCCACUCGGGGCUGUUCAACGCCAGCGAGACGUUCGCGAACGUAUCGGCGAUCGGCGAGCAUAUACCCGAUCGUUUCUACCGACACAGCAUGGCCAUGUCGGCGGUCUACUGCGUGGCUUACGUGGUCGUCUUCGUGGUCGGUCUCAUCGGUAACAGUUUCGUCAUCGCCGUCGUAUACCGGUCUCCCCGCAUGAGGACCGUCACGAAUUUUUUCAUCGUCAAUCUUGCGGUGGCCGAUGUGCUCGUGAUCGUUUUCUGCCUGCCGGCCACGUUGAUGAGCAACAUCUUCGUCCCGUGGAUCCUGGGAUGGUUCAUGUGCAAGGCGGUCGCUUAUAUACAGGGCGUCUCUGUAGCGGCCUCCGUAUACAGCCUAGUCGCGGUUUCCUUAGACAGAUUCUUGGCGAUCUGGUGGCCGUUAAAAUGCCAAAUCACAAAACGACGGGCCCGCAUGAUGAUCGUUGUGAUCUGGUUCAUCGCUCUGACGAUGACGUCACCGUGGUUGCUGUUCUUCGAUCUGGUCUCCAUCUACGAAGACGAGCCCGAUCUGCGCCUCUGUCUGGAAACGUGGCCGCAUCCCGAGGAUGGCACGCUUUUCUUCCUGAUCGGCAAUCUGAUUCUUUGCUACGUGCUGCCAAUGAUUCUCAUAUCCCUCUGUUACAUUCUCAUAUGGAUCAAGGUGUGGCGCAGGCACAUACCCACCGACACCAAGGACGCCCAGAUGGAGAGGUUACAGCAGAAGUCAAAGGUGAAGGUAGUCAAGAUGCUGGUCGUGGUCGUCAUACUCUUCGUUCUCUCGUGGCUGCCUCUCUACGUAAUCUUCGCCGUGAUCAAGCUGGGCGGUGACCUUGUACAGGGAGAAGACGAGAUCCUGCCGAUCGCUACGCCGAUCGCCCAGUGGUUGGGCGCCAGCAAUUCCUGCAUAAAUCCGAUCCUCUAUGCCUUUUUCAACAAGAAGUAUCGACGCGGCUUCAUCGCCAUCCUCAAGAGCGGUCGGUGCUGCGGCAAGCUCAGGUAUUACGAGACCGUCGCGAUGAUGUCCUCUUCGACGAGCAUGAGAAAGUCCUCCUAUUACGUCAACAACAACAACAACAAUUCGUCGACGAGACGCGCCUGGCAUGGGCCGCCGGUCCACCAGGACAGCAACGUCUCUUAUAUAUUCAACCACACCGGCGUGUAAUCGCGGUCGUGGGUGCCCCGAGGUGGUCUCGUUUCAUUGCACGGAUUUAAUAAUACCCGCUCGACGGGGUGGAUAAAUUGGAGAGAGAAGAGAGCACAUGGCGGCCUUCGCAUCUGACGGAUCUCCUGUCAACGCGCGGUUAAAUCCGAGAUUUAACCAAAGUCAGCCGGUCCGAGAAUUAUGGAUCACUCGGGUGAUCGAUAUGAUUGUUACUUCGGGCCGGAAAUCAGAGACUGAAAGAUGAUCGAGAGAUUUCUAUGAAGGCAGUAAUGAAGACGCGCAUUUUUCGCGACAGAGACGACAGUUAUCGUUGUUGCUAUUGUCCUUGGGAGAGACGUCGUUUUUUGGAUUUUGUCACAAUGUAACCGCUGCGUACAUGUAAUACAAUAGUCGUUAAGACAAGUUCGCUUAGAUACGACACAAUUCGUGUCUGUAGCUUUUCCCGGAAUCAUUCGAAGAGAGACGCGACGACGGCAUUACGCUUCAAUGAACCUUACAAUUUCUUUUUAUCUAUAUCUAUGUCAAUGAUAUUUGUACGCCAUUUUGAAGAGAAGAGGGGAAAGUUGGUUAGAUCUACCAAUUAAAGCGCGCGUGUUUGUUACGAUUGUGACGGUGCAUGCAUCAUCCUUUGCCCGUCGACCACGUAAUUAGCGCGACAGCGCAGAGUGGCGUGAUGAUGACUCGAGAUGAUGACUCGGGAUGAUGACUCGCGGGCGAGCGGAUGCGCGCGAGUCGACUCGUUGUCUCUCGACGGCGAACACCAUGGCUCGUGAUAGACAAUUAGUCGGUGCUCGCGACUUCUCGGCGAAGUAGUCGCGUAAUUAAAGGGGGCGGAAGUGGUGGCGUGCGGAAGCACGCACUUUACACGGUGCACUCGAUCGAGCAGAGGAGUCGACACGAACGGCGUGGCGUAAGAAUUGUUUUCGGUUCAUCGGAUUUUCGAUUACGGAUCAAAAGAUGUAGAUGGUGCGGAGAUCGUGUAAAAUAUCUGAUUUUUAUCACUGAUUCACGCGGGUUAAUUCAAACAUACAGUUUGACAGAAGGGUAAUUUGUUUAUAUAUUUGCCGGCCUUUCUCAUGAAAAGGCGCGCGAUUCUUUGUAAAAGUCACAUUGUUAUAUCGAUGCUGCUUUCUUUCUCCAACAUUCUGGAAAUAUGACAGAAUGGAGAAAGAAUUUGUUUAAACAGUAAAAAAUAAAUUAAUCAACUCUUUGUAAAACACUACCUCCACAUGUA
Messenger RNA from Cataglyphis hispanica, 3411 nucleotides. Its product is annotated as neuropeptide SIFamide receptor-like. Gene Ontology annotation, biological process: G protein-coupled receptor signaling pathway. Bases 717 to 2177 code for a protein of 486 amino acids. Gene Ontology annotation, cellular component: membrane. NCBI's taxonomy places the organism in Eukaryota, Metazoa, Arthropoda, Insecta, Hymenoptera, Formicidae. The transcript has 3 exons. The record is from RefSeq and is a predicted model, not a curated record. Gene Ontology annotation, molecular function: neuropeptide Y receptor activity; peptide binding.